Molecule: messenger RNA, 2711 nt
Organism: Limulus polyphemus (Atlantic horseshoe crab)
Lineage: Eukaryota; Metazoa; Arthropoda; Merostomata; Xiphosura; Limulidae
Product: nuclear hormone receptor FTZ-F1-like
Exons: 5
Coding region: 198-1820 (540 amino acids)
Biological process (GO): regulation of transcription by RNA polymerase II; hormone-mediated signaling pathway; tissue development
Cellular component (GO): RNA polymerase II transcription regulator complex
Molecular function (GO): RNA polymerase II cis-regulatory region sequence-specific DNA binding; nuclear receptor activity; zinc ion binding
Source: RefSeq, a predicted model, not a curated record
UUCUGUCGUUCACAUGUCAGAUUCGGAGUCGUGAGGUGUUAACUACUCAGGGCAUGAUAUAACAUACUGAGUGUAUGUUAAACGUGUAGUGCUUAUAAGUGAUAUUUAAAGUAUUGGAAAUCUUACUGUUUAAAUUAAAACAUUAUGAAGUUUAACAAAGAAUAGUUGUUCUGCGAAAUUAAUUGUUCUUCUUUAAAAUGAUGACUGCAACAAGUGUUAUGAACAAUGCUUCCUGCUACAUGUCAACUGGACCAAUGACUAAUUUCAAAAAUACAGGAUCAAUGUUUUCUACUCCUUCACCCGUGGCUCCAAACGGUCAUUUCCAGUUUGAACCACCGGACACUAAAGAAGUGAUUGAGGAAUUGUGUCCAGUGUGCGGAGACAAAGUUUCUGGCUAUCAUUACGGGCUGUUGACCUGUGAGUCAUGCAAAGGAUUUUUUAAGAGGACUGUUCAGAACAAAAAAGUGUACACGUGCAUCGCCGACAGAAAUUGUCAUAUUGACAAAACACAGCGGAAGCGUUGUCCGUAUUGUCGUUUCCAAAAGUGCCUGGAUGUCGGUAUGAAACUAGAAGCUGUUAGACCUGACAGAAUGAGAGGAGGCCGAAACAAAUUUGGACCAAUGUAUAAACGGGAGAGGGCACGUAAGUUGCAGCUGUUACGACAAAAGCAGAUGAUUCAGUUUCAGUGCUUACCGUCUCAAUGUGAAAUGGUGCCUUCCAGUUCCUUUGUUUCUCCUUCUUUGUCAGCUACAGUUACAACCCCUUACAUGUAUUCCCCAGAAUCAGCUCAGGUGAAGCAAGAACUAAUUCAGAUUCCACAGCUAAGCUCGUCUACAAGCUCCGCCGACUCAUCUUCUCUUUCAGUUUUAUCAACCACUACCCAAUCCCACAUAUCUCUACCCACACAGCUGGCCAACAAUUACCAACACUCUUCUGUUUCUUAUCUAACAGACAUUAGCAAAACAACAUGGAUGACUGCUCACAAUCCACCCAAUUCAGCUCCAAGUCCCAUAACUCAUCACUCUGCAUAUUUACCCAAACCAUAUUACUGUGACCCUGGUCCUUCCUCAGCUGGACCAGUUCCCUUAUUAACAGGGGGAAACAAAAUCCCAGAACUAAUAUGUGAGUUCCAGAUGUCAUUACCUGAUGACAAAGACUGGCAAAGCCAUCUCUUCGGUCUCCUUCAGAAUCAGACGUAUAACCAGUGCGAAGUUGAUCUCUUUGAGCUUAUGUGCAAAAUGAUAGAUCAAUUUCUCUUUGCUCAAGUGGACUGGGCUAGAAACACCAUCUUCUUCAGAGACCUGAAAGUAGAUGAUCAAAUGAAACUUCUACAAAACUCUUGGAGUGAGCUUCUUCUGUUGGACCACCUUUACCACCACAUCCAUAACUGUAUUCAAGAAGAGACAAUAUUACCAAAUGGGCAAAAAUUCGAUCUUCUUGAAAUGGCUUUGUUAGGCCUACGAUCUUUGGAUGAUCAAUUUUAUUGUUUAAGUGCUAAAUUCCAAGAUCUAAAAUUUGAUCGCGCGGAUUAUAUCUGUCUCAAAGUUUUGAUUCUACUUAAUCCAGAAAUACCAAACAUAACAAACCUGAAGCUGACACAAGAAGCUCACAGGCAAACUCAACAGGCCUUACUGGAGUAUUGUUCUUCUUUCUACCCAGAAUAUCCGGACAAGUACGUUCAGCUUCUUCAAAACCUGUCUGAGGUACGCCAUCUCAGCUCACAGGCUGAAGACUUUCUUUACUACAAGUUGAUUGGUGGCAGUGCAAUAGCACAGACUCUUCUCACAGAGAUGUUGCACACAAAGAAGAAAUUAUAUUAGCUCAAAAUUUAAGUUUCAUAAUGAGAACUUACGCUGUAAAAUUAUUGGACUCUGAAAUACCUUUCUGCUUUUAUAUUAAAAUAACAAAUGACAUUUGAUCAAACCAGUAAAUUAAUAGGAUACGAAACUCAAACGUCCUGAAUUAUACGCAUUUUCAUCGAAAAUUUUCCAAAUGUUGCAUAAAUCAAGUGCGACGAUUCAUUUGUGUUAAUGUGUGUGGUGGAAGAAGGUGUGUGUAAACUUUGGUCAAGAUGGAUACCUUCUGAUAAUCUCAUACAUGGUAUGCGUUAACCAUUGUCUUGUUUUUAGGUAGUGGCAUGUCAGCGCCUUUGUAUUUUGAGACAAUUUUUAUUGUUAUCAUCGUAAAAACAGUUUUAGUGACUUAUUUUUACAUAGAAUUUGUGAAAGCAAGGAAAAAUAUAGUUAAAAUUACUUUUUUAAAUUGCUCUGCAAUCUUAUGAUUUUUAGAUAAAACAUGCCUCACUAUGAAACAAAUGUAAAAGUAUGACUUCAUCUGUUCUUCAUCGUUUAUCAAAAUGAAAGUUAAACCUUCGUUUCUAUGUACCUCAGGGAAAAGCAUCAAAAAGCCAGAAUCAACUGCUAAUCAUAUUUCCACUAAAGCUUAGACUGAUUAGCUUUUUUGUACAGAAGUUCUAGCAAAGCAAAACAAGGCCUACUCAUCAUUAAGAAUUAACAGUGAGAGUACUGGAAGCACAUUAUGUUAAUAUAAUAAUAGUUAGACAAACAACGAUUUAUAAGUCUUAUGAAGACGUUUAUUUUGGACAGAAAAAACUACUUACCUUAUGUUUAUUAGUCGUUGUUUGCCAAAAAUCUCGAACUGAACAAAAAAUGUGCACUAUUUUUGACAAGUUACUUUUAUUGUUGAAUUAA